AUGGAGUCAUUUACUCUAUCUUUGACAAAUGAAGCUCAGGUGUCCGGAUUGCUAUCGAUUCCGUCCCGAACAUCAACGACACCGUAUUAUCGGCCCUUGAUAGUUGGUCUGCACGGCGGAACCUACUUUUCGAGUUAUUUUGCCAACGAGACUGCAAGCUCGGCAUUGAGAAUAGCAGCGUCCCUCGGCGUACCAUUUAUCUCGGUCGAUCGCCCUGGCUACAAGGAUAGCACGGCUCUCCCUACGCUCCCAGCAGGGUCCACGUUCCUUCAGGAAGAGGGCAAAUACCUCCAUCAGCACAUCCUGCCCGCAAUAUGGCAAGCAUACGGUGCGGCCUCGGAAGCAACCACCGUUGUCAUCCUCGCCCACUCCCUUGGCGCUCCCGGCGCCAUAGUGGCAGCCGCGUUACACGCCCGAGAGCAGCAGCAACAUACGUACCCUUGUGGCGGACUGAUCAUGUCUGGAUGGGGUACCGUGCACGCGCGGCCUCGCGAGGCCGCAAAGCACAUGAUGGACACCCUGACCGUGAACGGGCGGAUAAACUGGCCUCUGGAGCACAAGGACGCACCCAUGUUCGGCGCUACCCCGGAGGAACUCGCCCUACGCGUUUCCCCAGACGUGCUCGCCUUGACAUCCCAACUGGACCACUCCAUGUCCCGUGGUGAGAUCGAGGACGGAACAUUCACCUGGCUGGACUACUGGUUAGAUUACGCGAAGGACGUGCAAUGGCCGAUCAUGUACGGGAUGGCGCAACACGAUGCACUGUGGAAGACGACGCGGGAGAAUGUCGAGGACUUUGCGCGGGCGUUUACCAGUAGUCAGAGGGUCGAGAGGGGGGUUGUGCUGGAGGCGCCGCACUGUAUGGAGCUGAGUUAUUGGGGCCCUGGAUGGAUUGCGAGGUGUAUCGGAUUUGCCAUUGAGUGUGCGGCCGCUGAGGGCGUCAAGCGUGCAACACAGGGCGAACAGUUGUCUUCGGGAAUAUGA
Molecule: messenger RNA, 984 nt
Organism: Cladophialophora carrionii CBS 160.54
Lineage: Eukaryota; Fungi; Ascomycota; Eurotiomycetes; Chaetothyriales; Herpotrichiellaceae
Exons: 1
Coding region: 1-984 (327 amino acids)
Source: RefSeq, a predicted model, not a curated record